Messenger RNA from Glycine soja, 816 nucleotides. Lineage: Eukaryota; Viridiplantae; Streptophyta; Magnoliopsida; Fabales; Fabaceae. The record is from the annotation of a RefSeq genome assembly.
AUGACGACUCGCGCUUUUUUCAUUCUCUUUUUUUUUCGGUAUGCCGCUCCGCCAGCAAGGAGCGAAAGAACCAAGUGGUUUGUGGUAAUGUCAGAAUUUGCACCUAUUUGUCUCUCAUUCGUGAUCAGUCUGCUAGUUUCUUUGAUCUUCCUCGGUCUUCUUUUUGUUAAUCCAUCACAAACUACACGAAAGUUGCCCCCUUAUUUUCUCUUUGUUUUUCUUAUGGCUCUCGCCUGUAGCAUUCCGAUUGCCUUUUGUGCCAGGGCCGACGACGGUGCCGUACCUUCCCCUUCGGAUUUAUUAACGUAUACAUCCGACAUGCUCGAAGACUCGGCAAGUUCCGGGCGUAGUAGUAGUACCUCAGCGGUCAAUCAACCGCUUCCGGGGGAACAAGCUAUGCCUCCCGCUCUUCCUGUUAUGCAGGAAGCUGCUAAUCGGGCUCUGCCCUACCCCUAUCAAAAUAAUGAGAUUAUAGGGGGGGACAGUGUUGAAUCCAUCCAACGGAGGCUUUUGGGGAGAUUCCCCUCUCCUUCAGCCCAUGAGAUUCAAAUGGCCCGGAUUGAAGCCGAAGACCUAUUCGAGGUCAAGGUCGAUAUUUGUCAGGUCAUGGCGGGCCUUCACCCAAGCGGGGAUUGGAUGGGACGGGGGGCUAGAGCUCUGGAUAAUCUUCGUACCGCCACUGGAGAGGAGUCCUUAAGUAAGCUCCUUCGAAUGCGGGAGGACCUACAGACUGCGGGUUUGCAGUCCGCAACCUUCCGGCAAUUGGCCGACAGAGUGGCAUUCCGGGCGGAUGGAGAUCAACACUCUGCCACCUAG